Molecule: messenger RNA, 1383 nt
Organism: Trypanosoma theileri
Lineage: Eukaryota; Euglenozoa; Kinetoplastea; Trypanosomatida; Trypanosomatidae
Product: amino acid permease-like protein
Exons: 1
Coding region: 1-1383 (460 amino acids)
Biological process (GO): amino acid transmembrane transport
Molecular function (GO): amino acid transmembrane transporter activity
Source: RefSeq, a predicted model, not a curated record
AUGGGUCAAGGCGGUGUGGUUGGAGCUGCCCUCACUUUGGCUGUAACGACGAUGGGUGCGGGAAUUCUCACAUUACCCGCGGCAUUUUAUAAUGCUGGUGUAGUGCCUGCGAUGGUAAUGCUCAUUAUAGUAGCCUUGCUCACCAUUGUGUCUAUUGACUAUAUGGUUCUUUGUAUUGACAAGAUUGGUGUUAAUUCAUAUGAGCAAAUUAAUAGAGUAUUACUAGGUAAAAUUAAUGAGGAACUUGUACGUUGGAUGUUAAUAGUGUAUAAUAUUGGAUCUGCUAUUGGAUAUCUUGUCGUGCUUGGAGAUCUUUUUGAACCUUUACAGCCUUUCAUCUCACAUCAUAUUCCUUGGCUCACUUCAAGGAAAGAUACACUUUUUGUUUUUUGGCUUGUUGUGAUUCUUCCUUUUUCAUGUGUACCUGAUAUUUCUUUUCUGCGAUUUGCCUCAUUUUUGGCGAUUUCUGCCACUUCACUUAUAUCGUUUCUGGUGGUAUUUCGUUAUUUUGUGCCGUUGAAUGAAAUGAGAGGAGAAUCCUCUUCUACAAUCAUCAUACAUGAUACGAAUAAUAAUAAUAAUAAUAAUAAUAAUUCGGAUAAUGUUUUGUGGUUUAAUGGUAGACGUCCACUCUUAGCUUUACCGAUAAUGAUGUUUUCUUUUGAUUGUCAAUCACUUGUUUUUCAAAUAUACUCCAGUUUACAUGAAAUGCAUCGUCGAAAUAUGAUGCGUGUUUCUAUUCUGAGUUUAAUCAUUUCAGGUACUAUUCAUGCCGCUGUGGGAUUAUUUGGUUAUCUUGGUCAUCCAACAGAUGUUCGGGAUAAUGUGAUGAGUAAUUUCAAUCCAAGAACUGAUUCUCUUUUUGCCUUUGGAUAUCUCAUGUACGCUAUUCCCGUUAAUCUCGCCUUUGUGCUUAUUCUCUUUCCCACACGAGAUGCCAUUUUCCUCAUGUGGUAUGGAUAUAAUGCCGCUACAGAAGCCAACACAAAAACAGCAAUGAUCACAACAGCAACAACUACUACUACUACUACUACAAUAUUACCAUCAUCCGCCUCUUCUUCUUCAUCCACAAUGCUGUACGGUGAGCCAAAUUCCCGUAUUCCAUUACGAGAUCAUUUAAUUGUGAGUAUUUCUCUCUCGGUGGCCUGUAUUGCCGCCGCACUUGUAGUGCCUGGAGUGGCUGCAGUAGUGGCACUUCUCGGUGGUGUGUGCAGCAGUACAUUGUGUUUUACUUAUCCCGCAUUGUACCGCAUUCGACUGCACAAAAGUGGUGUUCUUCGUUGUUGUCAUUGGAGGGAAUAUGUGAUGAUGUGGGGAAUGUUGGCAGUGGGUGUUGUUGGAGGACUGCUUGGCACUAUUGUAGCGGUGAUGGAAUAUGUGUAG